This is a messenger RNA of Juglans regia (Persian walnut), 2034 nucleotides long. RefSeq lists its product as uncharacterized. The record is from RefSeq and is a predicted model, not a curated record. The transcript has 4 exons. Gene Ontology annotation, biological process: GPI anchor biosynthetic process. NCBI's taxonomy places the organism in Eukaryota, Viridiplantae, Streptophyta, Magnoliopsida, Fagales, Juglandaceae. Bases 324 to 1835 code for a protein of 503 amino acids. Gene Ontology annotation, molecular function: catalytic activity. Gene Ontology annotation, cellular component: endoplasmic reticulum.
CAGAAUCGUACUAUUCAGAGGGUCAAACUUAACAUUAUAAUUUAUACUGGUAAUGGCAGCAGUUGUUGGUGUGGCUUUUUGGUGUGUUUUGGAAAGCAAACCUCAACAUUUUGCGCCAUUGUCAACGUUCCCCUCACUUUGGAGCAGUUGGAAUCUUUGUUUGUCCCUAUAGCCUACAAUUACUUUCCUAACUCUACCGACAUUACUUUUUCAGCGGCACCAUCUUCUCUUAACAAAAGGCUAAUGUCCAAUUCAAGUUACUUGGGUGCUCUCAUAUUAUUAAUCGUGAUUGAGGGAGGGUCAGAACUUUGUCGGAACUUCAUAUGAAACCGAUAAUGGUUUUUGAGAACUUUUGCAAUAACCAUUUAUCCAACUCUUCGAGUUUCCUUAGAAGGAAACUCCGGCAAAUCUGCUCAAGGAUACGGCGGCUAUUAUGGAAGCGCCCGAGGCCCAAAGUUGUCAUCAGGAGGCUUGGAAAACUGAGCUCUAAACUUCACUCUAAACAGCAACCAGCCACCAAUAAUUCUACAAUUCGUAUGAAUGGCCACUUGGGUCAUUCUGUGUCUGAAAGGCCAAUUCGAGCAGCCACAUUCAAUGUUGCCAUGUUCUCCUUGGCACCUGCUGUUCCAAAGGCUGGGGAACCAGCUAGCUUUGAUCCUGAAGAGGAAGAUUUUACAUUUUCUCAGGCAAAAUCCAUGUGUAGUCCCAGGAGUAUAUUGAAGCAAUCUCCCAGUCAUGCCACCCUGAGUAGUCCUGAACAUGUUUCUAAGCAAAAGAAGGUUACAAGACUAAAGUUAAAGGUCUCUAUUAAUCUUCCUGAUAAUGAGAUCUCGUUAGCAAAUACCAAGUUGCUUAGCGCUAUGGAACAUGGCACAGAGGAAUCCUCAAACAUGACUGCUAGAAGAGUUCAUAGAAGUGGGGUUCCAGCAAGGUCUCCCGUGUGUUUUCCAUCCAGUAUGUUUAUCGGUCAAAGUGAUGACUGCUUGGGAAGCGGUAGAAGCAUCCUGGAAGUACUCAGAGAGGUGGAUGCUGAUAUAUUGGCCCUGCAAGAUGUGAAGGCAGAGGAGGGGAAAGGUAUGGGGCCUCUAUCUGAUUUGGCAGGUGCCUUGGGGAUGAAAUAUGUGUUUGCUGAGAGCUGGGCUCCAGAGUAUGGCAAUGCAGUCUUAUCAAAAUGGCCAAUUAAGAGGUGGAAAGUCCAGAAAAUUGCUAAUGAUGAUGAUUUUAGGAACUUGAUAAAGGUCACAAUUGAAGUGCCAUGGAUUGGAGAAGUUGACUUCUACUGCACCCAACUUGAUCAUUUAGAUGAGAACUGGAGAAUGAAGCAGAUAAACUCAAUUAUGCAAUCAACUGAUCGUCCCCACAUAUUGGCAGGGGGUAUUAAUUCUCUCAAUGUAUCUGAUUAUUCAUCAGAGAGAUGGACAGACAUCGUCAAGUAUUAUGAGAAGAUUGGAAAGCCUACUCCAAAAGUAGAGGUGAUGAAGUUUUUGAAGGGGAAAGGCUACAACGAUGCAAAGGACUUUGCUGGAGAAUGCGAGCCAGUGGUCAUCGUUGCCAAAGGCCAAAAUGUGCAGGGGACAUGCAAAUAUGGAACCCGAGUGGAUUACAUUUUGGCAUCGCCAAAUUCACCAUACAAAUUUGUUCCGGGUUCAUACUCGGUCAUAUCAUCCAAGGGUACUUCCGAUCACCAUAUUGUAAAGGUCGACAUAAAGAAAGCAGUGGAAAGUGUUCCAGAGAAUGCCAUUAGACAAGGGAGGAAGAUAAAACAGAAGGUUGUAAGAGUUUCAAACCAGUGCUCUUCAACAGCUAUUUGGAGGCUAAAGGCUUGGUCACUCUGAGUGUUGUUGGCAGGAGUCCUGUAAAUACUACAUUUUCCAUCACAAAAAUACUUAUUUAUUUGUAGCAUGAAUAAAAGUAAGUUUGUGGUAUGAAUGAUCAUGCUAACUCUACCUUGGAUAUGAGUGAAAGCAAAUCUGUAGGGGGAUUAACCUGUAACCCUUUUCAGUACCUAUGGUCUUGUUCAAUCACUUGAUUAAU